Molecule: messenger RNA, 1231 nt
Organism: Mustela lutreola (European mink)
Lineage: Eukaryota; Metazoa; Chordata; Mammalia; Carnivora; Mustelidae
Gene: RP9
Product: RP9 pre-mRNA splicing factor
Exons: 7
Coding region: 248-802 (184 amino acids)
Biological process (GO): RNA splicing
Source: RefSeq, a predicted model, not a curated record
GUCCGCGCUCCUCCGCGGGCUCGCGCUUCCCAUCCUUCAGAAACAGUUACUUUUCCCGCUCGGAGGCCAAGGAGGCAAAGGUAUGGGCCAGGCGGCGGUGGCCAGGUGGCAGGAGCGAGAGCCAGUGUGCGAGGCCCGGUGGCUGGGUAGUGCUGGCCCAGGACACAUUCACCUUGAAGAGGAAGACAGGGGCGGAAGACCAACAUCGUGGAGGCGGUGGAGCAUUUGAACAAUUUCCAGUGACAGCAUGGGACAGUGUGAAGAAUACUAUUUGCUGGGAAACCUCAGUUAUGAAAAACCUCCUCCUGGGCUUAUCAAGGAAGAUGAGACUAAGCCAGAAGACUGUAUACCAGAUGUGCCAGGCAAUGAACAUGCCAGGGAAUUUCUGGCUCACGCACCAACGAAAGGACUUUGGAUGCCACUGGGGAAAGAAGUCAAAGUUAUGCAGUGUUGGCGUUGUAAACGGUAUGGUCACCGAACAGGCGACAAAGAAUGCCCUUUCUUUAUCAAAGGCAACCAAAAGUUAGAACAGUUCAGAGUAGCACAUGAAGAUCCCAUGUAUGACAUCAUACGAGAGAAUAAAAGACAUGAAAAGGAUGUAAGGAUACAGCAGUUGAAACAGUUACUAGAGGAUUCUACCUCCGAUGAGGAUGGAAGCAGCUCUAGUUCCUCAGCAAGUAAAGAGAAACACAAGAAAAAGAAGAAGAAAGAAAAGCAUAAGAAAAGGAAGAAGGAAAAGAAGAAGAAGAAAAAACGAAGGCAUAAGUCUUCCAAGUCAAAUGAGAGUUCAGACUCGGACUGAACAACUCGACUUUUUCAACAUUCUCUUCUCCCACAUCAGACACUGCGGCCAAAGACCAGAGGCGUGCAAUCCGGGAGGACUAGGAUAGAGCAGGGUAUUUGGUGUCCCGCAUGUGAAUUCUCACCUGCCUUCCAGCAGAGAUGUGACCCCAGGAGGGUGAGUUGUACUUUUCUGGGCGCUAGCUCUGGACAGCGGCUGAUGUCAGGCAGGAGAGCUUUGUCCAGUAUCUUCCUCCCGCUGAUCCCUGCAGUUUGUGAUUCCUUCAAGCUGCCUCUGCCAGGGUGGCCGGACCAAGGAAUGAGUCUCUGAGGAUGCUCCAGGUGCUGCUGCAGCCUUUCCUCCCCAGGGCGCUACUUAAUUCCCAGAGACUUCAGGUUUGACUUUCCUCUGUUGUUCAGGAUAAUAAAAGCUUGUUAUUUAUUUUUUAAA